Molecule: messenger RNA, 5546 nt
Organism: Rhopalosiphum maidis (corn leaf aphid)
Lineage: Eukaryota; Metazoa; Arthropoda; Insecta; Hemiptera; Aphididae
Exons: 13
Coding region: 275-4897 (1540 amino acids)
Biological process (GO): carbohydrate metabolic process; chitin catabolic process
Cellular component (GO): extracellular region
Molecular function (GO): chitinase activity; chitin binding
Source: RefSeq, a predicted model, not a curated record
GCACCUGGGCCGCCCAGUCUGAACGCUACAUUAUCCUACAAAUCACUUUCACCUCUCGCGAUAUUGGACCAAGAGCUUUGGCACAGUUAGUGCACGCCACUUGUCGCCACCGCCCGGCAUAUCAGCGGAGAUCGUAUUAAACACAAUACGCAUCCGAACAGUGAUAUAUGCAUAUUUUUUUUACACGGCGCCAACGCAAAAAUGUACCUGUAUUGCUCGACAUAACAUAUGAAAGAAUUGUGAACAAAAAGUGAAAGAAAAUUAAAAAAAAAAAAUGAUGACCGAAGGACCGAGAUUGUCCGUUCUGCUAAUCGUGUUCCUCACAAUCAACUCGGCAUAUUCCGAAGGUAUUCAAAAAUGUGAGAAUACGCCUAUGAAACAAAUCAUUUGCGAAUUUGGAACCGCCAAAGAAAUACCAAACUUCGACAGUUGUCUAUGUACACAUAUCGCAGUUCCGGUUACCUUAGAAUCGGAAAAAGACGAUGAAACUACGGACUUGACGUCGACGAUCAAAUCAUACAAACAAACCAAUGGCGAUCUCAAGUCAUUGGCUGCAAUAUCCAUGUACACGGAAGACGUCGCAAAGAAGACAAACCAGAUUUGCAAUGAAAUCGUCGAUGUGUUGACUCACUACGAUGGCGUACAAUUAGAUCUAAGGCAAUCUGAUGUGUCCGUAGAUAAAUCACUGGUUGUGCAUUUCUUCAAGGAAUUAUCGUUUGAAAUUGAAAAUAAAUUUAAAAUAGAGUCAACAAAUAACUCUUUAAAAAUAAUUAAAAACCCAAAAGAAAUCCAACUAGUGCUUCCUCCAAAUGCUGCCAUAAUGACAAAAUUUUAUGAUCUCAAAAAACUUUCCAAGUACGUAAAUUAUUUUAUAAUUGCAACUCACAAUCUUGUAGACAAUUCUGAACAAGGUUAUUCAUACCACCCCAGUCGUCUUAUGGGAGCCGAUGAUUUACUCAAUGCUGAUUCUUUAAUUGAUCUUGUAAUUGGACUUGGUGUUGAUCAUUCAUCUAUACUUUUAUCAUUGCCUUCUACUGCAAGUAAGUUUAAUCUCAAGGAUCCCACCCAGAACACUCCUCGAUCACCAGUUAACGGACUACCAACAACAAUUACACGUCCAAAAAUGUGCGAAGAAAUGAAAGAAGGUAAUUGGACCAUCGAAAGAGAUGAAGAUCUAACAGCACCAUAUGCAUUCAUGAAUAAAACAUGGAUGUCAUUCGAUGAUAACGUCAGCGUUUCAAUAAAGGGUAAAUACAUAUUAUUACGAGAUUUAGCUGGAGCAGUUAUUACUGACGUCGAAGCGUUGGAUUGGAAAUUAACAUGCUUAAACCAAACUGCAGUAGAACCUUUAAAAGAACUUACGAAAACGUUUACUGAAACUGCAAGGAAAUCUAGAUCAGCUCAAUUAUUAAGUUUACAAGAACAAUUACAACGGCCGGCUGACCAGGGAUUCUAUUUUAACAAUGAAAUCAGUUAUUCGCCAUAUUAUAUUGAGAGGGUGGUUACUAGGGACGGCGAAGUUCAUGCAAUUCGAAAAGAUACAAAAACCGAAUUUGAAUGUUCGCGACAAGGGUACUUCAGACAUCCAAGUGGUUGUAAUCGAUUUUAUCGUUGUGUAAAAUUUGAUCAAAAAUCCAACUAUUUUACGGUCUACGAAUAUGAUUGUCCUGAUGGUUUGGCGUUUGAUGAAAAAGUUGAGGUAUGCGUAUGGCCUGGAUCUUUAUCUAAUACAGGAGCUUGUCAAGGUUCAAGUGAAAUUGCUCCUGUUCCUCGGAAUCAAUUUGUCUGUCCGCCGAUAGAAGGUUACUACGCUGAUCCUGAAAACUGUCGGUGGUUUUUUGCUUGUCUUGAUCAUGCUAAGGAUGGUUAUACUCCACUUACAGCAUACGAAUUUAGAUGUCCAUUUGGAUUAGUGUUUGACGAAAAAACGUUAAAAUGUGACUGGCAAUGGAAAGUGGGAACUUGUGGAACCUCAGGAAAAUCAUAUAAUUACGGAGAACAAUCUUACCAAACAAACCAAUUCAACACAUUCUACGGAAAAGAGCCAUCUAUUCCUUACUACGGAAAAUAUAAUCAAGAUCAACCUCAAUUUUCAUUUGAUUCCAGUGAUUCUUAUAUUGCUCCGGGUAAAUUCGAUUUCCCAUAUUCUACAACUAGCAAACCUCAUUUAUUGUAUGGAUCUACAGAAAAUUAUGUUACGCCAAAUGCACCUCGGUUCUUAUACAGUUCAGCACAAUCUUACGCACCACCAAAUAGUCCUCAAAUUGCAUAUGGUUCAUCAGAAACGUAUGUUGACCAUAAUAAAUUUCAAUCAUUAUAUGGAUUAACUGGAACUUAUGCUUCCACAAAAAGUCCAGAAUUCUCAUAUGGAACUACGGAAUCAUAUGCUACAACAAGCAAACCCAAAUUCUUUUACGAAUCUUCAGAAUCGUACUCUACAACAAGCCGACCUCAAUUCUCAUUUGGCUCUUCAGAAUCAUAUUCUUCCACAAGCAAACCUCAAUUUUCUUAUGAAUCUUCGGAGUCUUAUUCUAGUACAAUUAAACCACAAUUCCCAUACAUUAAAACAGAUGCUUAUGUAACACCAAAUUAUCAAACUAGAUUACCUAACUUUGAUUUGAAUAAUUAUAGACAAUUAGGAGUACUUUAUCAUCAACACCACGAUUCUGAAAUAGAACCAAAACGUAAUAGUGGAAUUCUUCUUCACCAACAAAACAAUUUCCAAAGUAUACCAAUAAAUAAAAACUACGAUUCUCAUAAAAAUGAUGUUCAAUACCCACCAAUAAAAGAUUAUGAAACAUAUUCUACAACACAAGGACCUUUAAAUAAAAUACCUAGUGCAAAACUCUACUCAGAAAGUUAUUCUUCUUCUAACAUUUACUCAAACCCAUCAAUACCUUAUGAAAAUAAUGCGUACAAAAAUUCUUAUUCUAUUUUGGGAGGAACCAAUGGAUAUGAUUCCCACAAAGUUAAUGAACAAUAUCAGCCUUCAUAUAACUUUGAAACAUAUUCAACAACUCUAAAACCCAUUGCUAAAUUACCUGAUGUACCAAAUUACUCAGAAUCAAAUAUUUAUUUGAAGCCUACUUCUAAACCAUUUGAUGAAUAUUUACAAGAUAUUUCUCAUUCAAAAUUAAGCGAAGAAUCAAAAUUGCAAUACUCUACAACUAGUUCACCUUAUUUAUCUUCGUCUCCAAUUAUUGACUUUAACGACUACCAUAUUUCCUCGACUACGCAAAAACCAACAUUACACGACACUAGCUUGUAUAAAGAAAAGUUUAAGACUCAAUUUAAUUUUGAAGAUUAUAUAUCAAGGCUUUCCAAUCACCAAUAUCCAUCUACUACUUCUACGGUUGAUUAUACACCGUCUGUUCAUGGAAAUAGCUAUGAUAAUAACUUUGCACAAACUCUAUCUACGUAUUCAUCCACCACUCCAAAACCAUCUGUAUUUUAUUAUAGUUCCCCGUCGCCAAAAUUACCAAAAGUGAAUGAAUACUCUGAGAGUUAUGGUUCUUCUUUAUCAUAUCCUGUAACUACUGAAAAAUCAGUAGAUUACAAUUUACCUAUUUCUUCAACUUAUGCUCCAUCAGCGUAUAGUCCUUCAAUUACUCCAAGUGCAUAUACAUCAACAUUCAAGCCAACGGUUGACUAUUACACUCCAUCGUCUACAGUUGCUAACGAUGAUUCAGUUUUUGUCGAAGAACUAAUUUCCAAAUUGUCAAAAAAUCCCAUUCCUUAUACAUAUUCAACUAGUACUCCAAAACCAAUAUACGAUAAUUAUCCAUCACAACAAGCUGUAGAUUAUAUACCAAAUGAUUCUUUCAAUAUUGAUGAAUACAUAUCAAAAUUAUCUGAAUCUAUUGAAAAUUCUACACCAAAACCAUUAUACUCAAGCACUUCUCAAAAACCAUAUGUGGUAUCAUACAGUUCAAAUGACUAUUCAUCUCAACCACUACCCACUUCAGUUUACUUAUCUUCAACUGAAGAACCUAAGACAUUUGAUCAUGAAUCAUAUUCAGCACUUCCUGUUCAAUCAACAACGUGUAAACCUGAAGCUUCAAUCAAAAUAGUAUCCCCUAAGGUACCAUACAUUCCAUCACUCGAAUCUGUCUUUAGUGUAAGACCUCCUGUUACAUACACACAAAGACCAGAACCAUUGAUUGGCUAUUCUAGCACGGCUUCUGACUUAAUAAAUUAUUAUCACAAUAUUCAUUCAUCUUUAGAUUCUGCGUAUCGUUCACCAUUGCCUAGAUAUUAUGCUGCUCCAAUGGGAAAUUCACUUUACACUAAUAAUUAUACAUUACCCAGAGAAUAUGAAAAAGACGGUGGACAUCAUUUACAUGCAGCUUAUCCAGCGUACCCUCUAAAACCAAUAGUUGUAGAAUCAGUUAGUCCAGAGCUUAAUGCAGAGUUUGAACGAUACUAUACAGCUGGAAUAAGACAGAACUUGAAGAGCGAAGAAAACGGAAAAGUGCUCGUAAUUGGUGACAAUAGCCCUCUAAUUGUUGGUAAAUUGGGAGCUCAAUGUGACUGCGCAAAAAAGAAGAAGCCGACAAUUGUAUCAACUACAACCAGGACAGUAAUCGAAAACGACGAUGACGAUGACGAUGAAAAAACAUCGAUCGUAAAGGAAGUAGAAACAAAGACCAAAGUAGUAUUGGAUGAAGUAAAAAAACCAUCAAAUAAAAAGUUAUGUACCCGAGCAGGAUUAUUUAGAGAUCCUAAGCAAUGUAAUAAAUUCUAUUCGUGUAAUUGGGACAAAUGGACACAAAAAUAUGAACUUAGUGAAUUUAAAUGUCCAAUUCACCUUGCUUUUGACGAAAAUCUAAGUGCUUGUAACUGGCCGUCUAAAGGACCGGCAUGCUCACACGAUACGCUCAUUAAUUACUCGAAUUAAUCUUAAAUAAAAUCAAGGAAAUUCAAAAUGCACAUAAUUUUUCAUAUGAAACACGUUUCAGUGUUUUUGAAAACAAUAUUAACUUGUAAACAAUGUACACAUACAUAUUAUUUAAGUUAUGAUAAUUGUUCUCAACAUGUAAGUAUUCACAUACAUGUUAUAAGAAACAUAAUAACUUAUGUAUAUAAAAAAGUUAGGUAGGUAUAAUACUUAUAUAAAGGUUCAAUAUAUGAAUUGAUUUAUCUCUAAAUUUUCACGCAAAUAUAAAGUAUACCUUUUAUAGUUUUCAAUUACAAAAUAAUAUCUACUUAUUCAAACGCAGUGAAUAUUACAAUGUAUUGCCUACCUAUGUAAAUGUAAUAUAGAUUAAAUGUACCUACAUGCCUAUUAUAAUACUAAAAUUAACAUAAAUCUGUUUUUAUUAUUUAGUAGUUAAUAAAAUACAAUUAUCGGAGGAAAAAGUACCUUAAACUAUUUAGAAUAAUUUACUAGAAAUUAUGUUUAACAAUAUUGUACAUAUUUACCAGCUAAAAUUAUGUCAAUAUAACGUUAAAGCGGGUUACACUAAUGAGCAACAUCUUUGUAUUAUUAUUUUUAAUUUUACAAGUACAGAAGUAAGUCGAAAUAUUUAUAAAUACAAAAUAUAAAA